Molecule: messenger RNA, 1062 nt
Organism: Rotaria sp. Silwood1
Lineage: Eukaryota; Metazoa; Rotifera; Eurotatoria; Philodinida; Philodinidae
Source: the annotation of a GenBank genome assembly
AUGCCAAAAAAAGAUCGAAUAAAUUUGGAUUUGACUUCUAAGGAAUGUGAUAUACUUACAGCAAAUGCUAAACUUACUGAGCAAGAAAUUCGGGAAUGGCAUACGAAUUUUCUUCGUCAAUAUCCAUCAGGUAAACUCGAUAAAAAGACAUUUAUUGAUUAUUAUCAGAAACUACAUCCAAAUGAUGAAACAGACAUAACACAACUUUUUGAUCGAAUAGAUGUAAAUGAUGAUGGUACAAUUGAUUUCAAUGAACUUCUUGUUCUAAUUGCUAUUAGAAGAAAACUAGGCAAUUUAGAACACAGACUUGCAUUCAUAUUUGAUUUAUGGGAUGAUUCAGAAGAUGGACAAAUCGAUCGAAAAGAAUUAACUAAUUUAGUAUCAGCUAUGUACUACCGUUCUGGUAUAACUGAUCAAAAAGGUAAAUGGGAUCCAAAAAAACGUGCUAAGGAAAUCAUGGCUAAACUAGACAUUAGUGGUGAUAAGAAAUUAAGUAAACAAGAAUUUGUUAAUGGUGCUCACAAUGGUUCAGAUGGUCAAGGAGGUCAAAAUGGUCAAGGCGGUCAAAAUGGUCGAGAUGAUGACCAUGGUCGAGAUAAUGAUCAUGGAAAUAAUCGAUGUGAUGAUCUCGGAGGUGACACCUUUCAAAUUAGAAUAAACUAUCGUAGUUUCUCAGCCUACGAAGUAGUGCAACUUCACGCGGACCACACAAGUACUUCAAUUGACAAUAAACAAAAUGGUUUCAGUCCACAAGCAGGAAUUGAGCCUCAACCAUUUAGUGCUCAACUUGGAGAAUGGAAAUGUAUUGGAAGAAAUCGAGUUGAAGUUCGCACUGCUAAUUAUAAUUUUCAAGUUACUGGCAGUUCUACUCCAAGUACAGUGGCCAUUAAUAUUCUGGUUUUGAAUUUCAUUGGCAAUUCUGGUUUUGUCAGUGGAACAUUCAGAUUCGACUAUUUUGCACUUAACAGCUUUAUCAAUAAUGCGAAUCCACGACCAUUGCCUGGUCAAUCAUUUGGACCAUACCCAGUUAACGGUCGACGAUCCAAUUUCUUUAGACGCUAG